AUGUUGAAAAGGUGUUUUGGUAGCCAGUCCGUGCAGAGCGUUUCUGGAGUGGGUAGGAAAGCGUUUCAGGUGACGACGUAUGCUAGAGCUGACGAUCUUGUCAUCUCGAGAGGGGUGAAUGCCAGGCUGUUCGACGAUGUGAACGGCAAGUCGUACAUUGAUUUUACCGCCGGUAUUGCUGUGACUUCGAUUGGACAUUCCAAUGCGGGUGUAGCUGGUGUCUUGGCGGAACAGUCUCAGAGGUUGCUGCACAGUUCUAACUUGUAUUACAACGAAGAAUGUCUGGGUUUGAGUCAGAAGCUGGUGCAAUUGACAAGGCAGUUUGGGGGCCAGCACGAUGCCUCCAAAGUGUUUUUCUGCAAUUCGGGGACGGAAGCUAAUGAGGCUGCUUUGAAAUUCGCAAAGAAAUACGGUGUUUCUCAGAACAAGAAUAAACAGGGGAUCGUUGCAUUCAAAAACUCUUUUCAUGGCAGAACUAUGGGAGCGUUAUCGGCUACUUACAACAGCAAAUACAGAGAACCGUUCGGAGAUUUGGUCCCGCAUUUCCGGUUCCUGGAUUUGAAUGCUAAGCUGACGUAUUUGCAAGACUACAUCCACCAAAACAGAGACUCUCUUGCAGGUCUGAUAGUGGAGCCUAUUCAAGGGGAAGGUGGUAUUUUCCCUGUCCCCACUGAGACUUUGCUUGGGCUGAAGAAGAUCUGCUCAGCUUCAAACGUGGUUGUUAUUUACGACGAAAUUCAAUGUGGACUAGGACGUUCUGGUAAGCUUUGGGCGCACUCGUAUUUGCCAAAGGAAGCUCAUCCGGAUAUGUUCACUGUCGCUAAAGCAUUGGGCAAUGGGUUCCCUAUUGCUGCCACUGUAGUUAACGAGAAGAUAAACAAUGCGCUACAAGUUGGUGAUCACGGCACUACUUUUGGUGGUAACCCACUGGGGUGUGCUGUCUCUAAUUACGUUCUGGAACAGAUUGCCAAUCCACAAUUCUUGGAAAAUGUGAAUAAAAAGCACGGACUGUUCAUCGAGAGGUUAUCGAAACUGAAACAAAAAUAUCCUGCCCAGAUUAACGAAAUAAGAGGUAAAGGAUUGAUGAUUGGCGUUGAAUUUAACGAAUCUCCUGCAGAAAUUGUCAAGAAAUGUAGAGAGCGUGGGCUGUUAGUUAUCACUGCCGGUAAGACUACCGUUAGAUUUGUACCAGCAUUAACAAUUGAAGACGAUGUUAUCAGCGAAGGUUUAGAAAUCUUUGAAAACUCAGUUGAUGAAAUAUUGGCUAAGAAAUAG
This is a messenger RNA of Tetrapisispora phaffii CBS 4417, 1275 nucleotides long. RefSeq names its product acetylornithine transaminase (gene ARG8). Gene Ontology annotation, molecular function: transaminase activity; pyridoxal phosphate binding; identical protein binding. The record is from RefSeq and is a predicted model, not a curated record. The transcript has a single exon. NCBI's taxonomy places the organism in Eukaryota, Fungi, Ascomycota, Saccharomycetes, Saccharomycetales, Saccharomycetaceae. Gene Ontology annotation, cellular component: mitochondrial matrix. Gene Ontology annotation, biological process: arginine metabolic process. The coding region runs from base 1 to 1275 and encodes 424 amino acids.